This is a messenger RNA of Caenorhabditis auriculariae, 864 nucleotides long. NCBI's taxonomy places the organism in Eukaryota, Metazoa, Nematoda, Chromadorea, Rhabditida, Rhabditidae. The record is from the annotation of a GenBank genome assembly.
AUGGACAAAGGUCAAGUUCGUACGUUCGUGCACUACGAGCUGCUGCUGGGCGACGACACGGGCACCGCGGUCGCCAACAUCUGCAGAGCGCGCAAGGAGGAUGCAGUGUCUCAAUGCACAGUCAGGCGCUGGUUCGAUUGAUUCGAGAGCGGCGACACGAGCUUCGAGAACAGGGAGCCCAGCGGGAGGCCUUCUAGAGUGGAUGGUGAAGAAUUCCGUCGCUGUAUCAAGAGGAAGCCACCAUCCGUUACGACGCUCGGCUGCAGCAAGUCCACCAUCCAGAAUCGACUUAACUUACUCGGCUACCACAAAGUUCUGCCAUGUUGGAUCCCGACCGUCUGACGAACGUCAACAAGCAGAGCCGCAUGGCCGUCUGCCAGUCCCUCUUCUUUCAUCCGCACACGAGGAGUUUAUCGAGGACCUGGUCACGGAGGGUGGGAGGUGGGUCCUUUACGACAACGUCGCCCCCCGUGCUGUCUGGAUCCCACGCGAAGAAGAGCCGCCGAAAGCCGACCUGCUCCCGCUGAAGAUGAUGCUCUGCUGCUGGUGGACCGCCAAGAACUGCUGUACUUCGAGCUGCUCCCGCAAGGCAGGAUGGUCACCGCCUCCAACUACACCGAUCAGCUGGAGGAACUAGCCGCCGCCAUCCGAGAAGCGUCCCCGACGUGCCUCUACCUUCUGCACGACAACGCGCCCCCACGUGGAGAAGGAGAUCCAGCAGAAGUGAGCGACGCUCGGCUGGCAGACGGUUGCCCAUCCGCCGUAUUCCCCGGACCUCGCCCCCUUCGACUACAACUUGUUCCGACCGCUCGAGCACCAUUUGGCCGGAAGAAAAUUCACCAACUACGACAGCUUAAAGUCUGA